GUUAAUGUCACACUGACAUUAAAGUAAAAAUCGAGGAUUAAAAUUUUUGACGAAUAUUUGUUGAUUGCAAAAUAAAUAGGUUGAUACUCAAUAUUUAUUAGCGAUAUUUCUCAAAUUAAUUUAUUUAUUAAUUAAAUCCAUGUAAAACAUAUCAAAUAAUUUAGUUUAUGUAAGAUGUCAUCAAAUUCAAGGAAGCAGGAUGUAUAUGACAUUUACGAGGCAUUAGUGAAAGCUUUGAAAAAAAUAAAUAAAAUUAAUAGCUAUUCUAAAGAAUUUAGUGAAAUCAGGGAGAAUUACGAAAAAGUUAAUUCGGUUGAAGAAUUGCUAGUAAAGUACCAGUUCAUAGAAAGAAUUGGGUUAAAGGUAACUUUGAGGUUGGAAAAGAGUAACGAAAAGUCAAUAGCGUUCCGGAAAGAAGGGAAUGAGUACUUUUCAUUAGAAAAACAAAAUUAUUUCAAAGCUCUAGAGCUAUAUAAUAAAAGCAUAUGUUUCGCGCAGCCGAAUUCAGAAAAUAUUAGUAUUGGAUACGCAAAUAGAUCAGCGGUUUUAUUUGAGUGGAAACGCUAUAAAGAAUGCCUCUAUAAUAUUGAACUAGCCCGCAAAUAUAAUUAUCCUGAACGAUUAAUUCACAAAUUAAACAAACGUGAAGCCAAUUGUCGUGCCUUGCUCAAUAAUCAGGUAUCAAACACGAAACCGUAUGAUUUUAAGUUAAGUUUUGAGAAACAUCCACAAGUACCCUUCAUAGCUGAUUGUCUUGAUCUUCAAUACACAAAAGAAGCGGGAAGAUAUAUCAUAUCCAAAAAAGAUUUAUCACCUGGAGAUUUAGUUUCAAUUGAAAAAGCGUUUUGUUCAGUACUGUUGCCGCCAAUGCGUUACAUUAGGUGUGCGAACUGUAAAGAAGAAAAUUAUUUUACAUUAAUUCCUUGUGUAGAAUGCACUUCGGCUAUGUUUUGUAGUGAGAAAUGCCAAAUAGAGGCAAAUAAAGAAUUUCAUCAAUUUGAGUGUCCAAUAAUCGACAUGUUAAAUAAUAUAUUUAAUAAAAUUCAUUGGACUGCACUGAGAGUUACUCUAACAGCUUUAACGUUAUUUGAAAAUAUAGAUGAAUGUAUUAGCUUUUGCAGAAACCCGCAGAAUUUAAGUCAAUGUUCCUUUACACUCGAUUACAGCAACUUCGACAGAAAAGAAUACUAUAAAGCUAUUCAUGGUUUAGUAACAAACCAAUGCAAGCGAACUCUUGAUGAUUUAUUUCAAAGAAGUGUCAUAGCUGCCGUUUUAAAAAAUUUUUUGUUAAAUCAUUCACCUCUUAAAGACUAUUUAGGUGGGAACGAAGGUGAAAAUGUUUUCGUCGAAUUAUUGUUUAGACAUUUACAAACAUCACCUUCCAAUAUGCAUAGCGUUGAUUUGAUAGAACAAAAAAACGAAACAAAUGACGAUCAGUGUUUUGCAUCGGCUGCCUAUGGAUUUGGAAGUCUGUUAAACCAUUCUUGUGCUCCAAAUACCGUACGUAUAUAUAAAGGAACUACGACAUAUUUGUUUAUUUUAAGGCCAAUUAAAGCAAAUGAAACUUUAUACGACAAUUAUGGAUAUCAUUACGCAACAAAAAGAAGGGAAUUACGUCAAAAAAAAUUAGAGACACAGUACAGAUUUAAGUGCAGCUGCGAAGCCUGCAAAUAUGAUUAUCCUCUUUUUGAAAAGUUACCAGUACCAACUGAAGUACCUGACGAAGUUGAAUAUGAUGAUAUAACAUCGCUAAUGUCAUAUGAUUUUCAAUAUGCUUUAUCCAAUUAUAAAAGAUAUUAUGAAUUUUUGAACAGAUUCUCAAAAUAUUACCCUUGUGCACAGAUUAGUGCUGCAGAAGAAAGUUUAAAAAUGGCUUUGAAUAUUUUAGUUGACGCUGUUCCGUUGAAGGCUAAAAGAAAUUGUUAAAUACUUAAUAAGUAAACAUUUUAUGCGGUAAGUUUGAUAAAACUGCCAAUAUAUCAACAAUGUACAUAUUUUGUAAACUUCAACUUUUGAAGAAAUCCCAAAAACAAUAAAUUUACCUAUAGAUUUUUGCAAUAAAAACACAAACUAACUACUUUCA
Messenger RNA from Condylostylus longicornis, 2083 nucleotides. RefSeq names its product SET and MYND domain-containing protein 4 (gene Smyd4-4). The record is from RefSeq and is a predicted model, not a curated record. Gene Ontology annotation, molecular function: protein binding. The coding region runs from base 175 to 1926 and encodes 583 amino acids. Lineage: Eukaryota; Metazoa; Arthropoda; Insecta; Diptera; Dolichopodidae. The transcript has 6 exons.